AUGGUUUAUCAUUGUUUACAAGUAUACAUUAAAUUAUCUAUAUCAGUGGUUGCACUCAUCCCCACUAUCCUGGGACAUCUAUUUUAAAAUUCGUUUGUAUUUUUAAUAUAUUAUUAAAAUAAUUUGUCUUUAUUUCAUUGUGUAAGUGUAAUUCUUCUAAAACUGAAUGAUUGUAAAUGUUAUUUUAGGUUUUUAUACUUCUAUGUCUUUAUUGAUGUUAAUUUUUUUUUUUUUUAUGAUUCAGUUAAAAAUAUUUGUAGAGACUUGAAAUUUUAUACUUGUCACUUGUACUUGGAUGUAUUACAUAAUAAUCAUGCAUCUCAAAAUAUCUACAUAAUUUUUUACUUAAACAAUUUUCGUCGUAUUUAAAGUAUAAAAUUCUACAUUAAACUCAGUUUUUUUUACCACGAAGUAGAACUUAUACUUAACUUCCUAUUCAAUUCUCUAGCAUAUUUCUGUUUGAUUUAACAAUUUUAUCCACAGAAUUAAGUUAAUUUAGGUUACCUACCGAACAAAAAAAUAAAAUUGAAAAUAUAAUAAUCAUUGUUUUUGUAAAUUUUCCCGUUCUUCUUACGUUUUUUCCCUUAACCUAACCUAACGAGAACCGGUAUCGGUACAAGAACCAGAGAAAAAAUCAUUUUCGGAACAGGAUAAAAAUAUCGCGUUACUCAUUCCUAGCUGUUGAUUUGUAUACAAUGUAACGAAACUACUGACAAACAAAAAACCAAUACGAAAGUGGAUUUUACUCAAAAACUGCAUUGUAAAUAGUCGCUUCAAAAAAAAAAUUACCGGUAUACGGUAGACACUGCAUAUCAUAUAGUAUACAGUAUACAUAUAAGUUUAUAGGUACUGUUUAUACUUAAUAUUUAUAUUAUAUGUACCACAUACAUUGUAUUAUUGUAAUUUUCUUUUUCUAACCAGGUUUCCCCUGGCGGGAACGACGCAACCCCUUGACGGCAGUGCGCGCGAACAUAAAAAGAAAAUAUAUUAUUUAAUNAGAGCGAUGUUUCUAAAAAAAAAAUAUCACUAGGGAGGUACUUUAAAGAGGUCAUUUUUCUAUUUUCUCAAGAGAUUUCUCAGCCAAUGUGAAAAACCCAGGAAACAAUUGGGAAUAUCUAUUUUAUCAUAAUAUGAUAAACAUAUUGUUGACAAAGCAUCACUAUCAACUGUACUCCGCUCAGAAUUGGUUUUUUUUUUUGAAAUCAGAACAAAACUGAUUUAGAGUUUCAAAAAGAAAACCCGAGCUGUGAAUUUUUCCUUCAUAAUUUCAAAACAAAGUUCAUCCACCUGAUUUUUUUUUUUAUAUUCUUAAUGUAUACGUAAAACCACACAUUUUGAAAAUAAAAACAAGAUAUCGUGUGGGCGGUAAACUAGAUUUAUGCCUCGGUUUAUUUCAAUCCCAAUUAGAUUUAGUUUAAUAUAAUAAUCAUUAAAAAAUCUUGUUUACAGCUUUGGAGUGAAGAGGCUGUCCACUUAGGAUUACCAGAAAAUUUUGUCAACCUCAGAAGGCAAAAACUACGGAAACAAGACAGAAUUCAACCGUUAACAGAAGCGGUACCAUCGCCAGACUCUAUUCCAUUAACAUCAUCAGGUGAAUAUUUAGAAAAAUGGUUGAUAAAUGGAUUCAGUUAAUAGCAUUUUGAUAGGUUUUGUAGGAUGGCGUUCGUCACAUGGUAUUUGCAAUUUGGAAAUGUUCGGUAGAUUUUUCGCCUACAAUAAACUUGACACUCGAAUGUUGAAACCAGACAAUGAGCCGGAUCAAAAACAUCAGAAAUUCAUAAUUUUAGGGUAA
Cinara cedri is the source of this 1792-nucleotide messenger RNA. Lineage: Eukaryota; Metazoa; Arthropoda; Insecta; Hemiptera; Aphididae. The record is from the annotation of a GenBank genome assembly.